UGCAAAAAAAAGCUGACUGUGUUCCUCUGUCUUUGAAGUGGAGCACGUUAUACAACCAGUUUGCUUUCUUUUUCAUUUUAUGCGCUAUAGGCUACGUGUAUUUUAUUAUAACCCGAGAAAUAAAGAUUAAUACCAUUAAUUAAUACUAUUGCGGGCGUUUUGUUUGUCCGGAAGAAAAGGCCGUCGACUCUAUUUUAAACGCUCAACGGAGAAACACUUCAGAAAACACAUGAAAUAAUGGCAUACUACUGUCUUCUGCUCACUGCUUUUGUUUUGGUCGUUGUUGGUGUGUUUGGUGAUGAUGUGGUGACAAAGAUGGAGGGAGACACAGUCACUCUAAACACUGGUAUAAUCAAAAAAGAGCAUGACAAGUUGCUGUGGUAUUUUGAAGACACUCGCAUCGCUCUGGUCAAUGGACAUCCCAACACGAGCUGUUUAUAUGAUGGAGAAGACGGGAGAUUCAGAGACAGACUGAAGGUGGACUAUGAGACUGGAUCUCUGAUCAUCACAAACAUCACAAGUCAACACACUGGACGUUAUGAAGCAGAGAUCAUCAGAAGUGAGAGUUCAGGGAAAAGACAAAGUUUAAACAGAAACCGCAAGUGUGACAGCACAAAAAUCACCAAAAAAAUCACCAUCAGUCAUGAUGAUAACAUAAAAACUUUCAAUGUGAUUGUCACUGCUGCUCUAUCUGCCCAAGUCAAAAUCGACGAAGAGCCCCGUAUGGAGAAGAGGGAGUCUGACUUUGCUGUUUCAGGUUCAGGUCUGUCUUCAGCGGCUGUAGCAGGAAUUGUUGUUGGUGUUAUUGUUGUUCUGCUGCUGCUGACUGUUGUAGCUGCUGUUAUUAAAUAUCGCAGCAGGAGCUCCAGAAAUACAGCCAACGAGAAAAACUCCAAUAAAGGAUUACUGCAAAACAAUGAGGAGGUCCUAAAAGUGUGAUUAUGAAACAAGAAAAAACUGCUUACCUGUAAAACAUAUUGCACUACUGUACCUUGAUCAAACACUGAUUGUAACACUGGACACACUAAUUUUAAGGCAAUAAGUGCACCUUUUUAGCUUUAAAAGGUAGCAUCAUAGGUUUGAUUUGGUGUGGUUUUAUCAUUCAUUUGUAAUCAUAUGAGUCUGCAAUCCUAUGUAGUUGUUUUUUUCAUUGUAUAACAAGAUAUAUUAUUAUAUUUUCCAUUGCUAAAAUUGACUGUUGUGAAUGUAUUCUGGAUGAAAUAACUGUGAAGUCUGGGCACAGCUGAACAGAGCAGUUUAAGGUUCUGGAAGUGUCUAUGAAACUUAUUGUUUCUUUGUGCAAUAAAUCAAGAUUUGGAUGAAACAUA
This is a messenger RNA of Carassius gibelio (silver crucian carp), 1328 nucleotides long. RefSeq lists its product as uncharacterized. Lineage: Eukaryota; Metazoa; Chordata; Actinopteri; Cypriniformes; Cyprinidae. The transcript is spliced from 6 exons. The record is from RefSeq and is a predicted model, not a curated record. Bases 238 to 939 code for a protein of 233 amino acids.